CCGAUUCUCAUGGCUGCUGUUACCUUUGUGUUUCUACUACUACUACUCCUGUCUGCUGCACUUCAUAUUUCUGCAGUAGUAGCAGCUCAGCAGCAUCAACAAAGAUCAUCCAACAUUAGCUUAGGUUCCUCUCUCUCCCCUUUCUCCACCAAUUCAUCAUGGCUUUCUCCUUCUGGCCGAUUUGCCUUUGGAUUUUAUCCACAGGGAAAUGGGUUUGCCAUUGGAAUUUGGUUUGCCCAAAUACCUGAACUUACAGUCGUAUGCACAGCAAAUCGAGAUGAUCCACCUUUGUCUAGCAACGCUACGUUGGUCCUUACCAGUGAUGGAAGAUUCAUCCUUGAAGUCACACCACAAGACCAAGAGAAACUUAUUGCAGAUAUUUCGCAGUCUGCCUAUUCGGCUUCCAUGCUUGACACCGGCAAUUUCGUUCUAUAUAAUUCAAGCGGAAGUAUCAUUUGGCAAAGUUUUGAUCAUUUCCUUACCGACACCCUUCUCCCAGGUCAACGUCUACUCGCAGGGCAAGAGCUGGUCUCAAGUUUAUCAGAAACCGACCACUCCACUGGAAGAUUUCGGCUCAAGAUGCAGAAUGACGGCAACCUUGUUCAAUACCCCAUUAAAACUCCAGACACAGCCCCAAAUGCAUAUUGGACAUCAUGGACGGAUGGGCAAGGAGAUAACGUGACAUUAAAUUUUGAUGACAAUGGAUUCCUGUAUUUGCUUAAUAGUACUGGUUUCAGUGUUAGCAGUCUAUUUCUCGGUGGAAGUAGUACUCCCGUUAACAGAGGUUUUUACCGCAUGACGAUCGAUGUUGAUGGGAUCUUCAGAGUCUAUUCCCUUAUGAAGAAUAGUAGUAGUAGUAGUAGUAGUAGUUGGUCGAUCAACUGGGCAUCAUCAACCAACAACUGUGACCCCAAAGGUGUUUGUGGAUUGAACGGGUAUUGUACUCUCAUGGAUCAGCGGGCCGUAUGCAAGUGUAUUCCUGGUUUCAACUUCAUUGACCAGAAUCGCCAAAGUUUGGGUUGCCAUCAGGCGAAGUUAGAAGCUGAUCAGGGCUGUGGAAAUGGAAAACGCAGUAGCAAUUCCAUAUCCAUAUUGGAGAACACCGUAUGGGAAGAUGAUCAAUUUUCAGUUUUAUCAUCCCAAACUGAAGCAGAAUGCAAAGAUGCUUGCUUGGCAGAUGGUAACUGUGAAGCUGCGACGUUUAAAGACCAGGAAUGCAGAAAACAGAAGCUCCCGUUGAGAUACGGAAGAAGAGUUGUAGAUACAUCCACCACUACCACCUUAACUUUUGUCAAAGUCUUCAGUUGUAGCCCCACCAACAGUACUACUCCAACUGAUCAUGAACUGGGAAUGAAAGAAAGCAAGAACAGAGCAAGUAAAGGUAUCUUAAUUAUCACUCUUGCGUUUUCUGCUUGUACAUUUAUGGUAUUUGCAUUUUCUGGAUUUCUUGUUUACCAGUACCGUGUUUGGGCAUAUACAAAGAUCUCAGAUCAAGCAAAAUUAGGAUUAGUUGAGGAGAUCGGACUUCGAUCAUUUACAUAUGUUGAGCUUGAGAAAAUGACAGAGGAUUUCAAAGAAGUGGUGGGUAGGGGAGCUUUCAGCACGGUUUUUAAAGGAACCUUCUUGUCAAAUAAUGGCAGAAGGAUCGUAGCUGUGAAGAGACUAGACAAAGUGUUGGAUGAAAGAGAGAGAGAAUUUCAGACUGAGAUGAGAAUAAUUGCCAAAACACAUCACAAAAACCUAGUUCAAUUGAUUGGUUAUUGUUGUGAUGGUCCAAAUAGGCUUCUGGUGUACGAGUAUAUGAGCAAUGGAUCACUUGCAGACUUCCUCUUCAAAUCCGAAGAACCACCACCAUGUUGGCAUGAAAGGGUUGGAAUUGCUCUCAACAUAGCUAGAGGUAUCCUCUACUUACAUGAAGAGUGUGACACCCAAAUCAUCCACUGUGACAUAAAGCCUCAAAACAUACUCUUGGACGAGUACCAAUGUCCAAAGAUAGCUGAUUUUGGAUUGUCAAAGCUGUUAAAGGCAGACCAAACUAGGACUCAGACUGGGAUCCGAGGGACAAGAGGGUAUGUUGCACCCGAGUGGCACCGGAAUUUGCCUGUAACACUUAAGGCAGAUAUUUACAGUUUUGGGGUCCUGUUUUUGGAGUUAUUAUGCUGUAGAAAAGGAAUUGAUAUGAAUGUUCCAGAGGAAGAAACCAUCCUCACAGAUUGGGUCUACGACUGUUUUGAGUCUGGUGAGCUUGGUAAGCUGGUUGGUGAAGAAGAGGUGGACAAAAGAAGAUUGGAUAGGAUGGUUAGGAUCGGAAUUUGGUGUAUACAGGAUGAGCCCUCGCUUCGUCCCUCUAUGAAGAAGGUGGUGUUGAUGUUAGAAGGGACCGUAGAGGUACCCAUUCCUCCGAGUCCCAUUUCUUUUUUGAGUUCCAUGUAAUAGUCAAGUCAAAGUUAUGAAAUCUU
Messenger RNA from Telopea speciosissima, 2459 nucleotides. Its product is annotated as G-type lectin S-receptor-like serine/threonine-protein kinase LECRK3. The record is from RefSeq and is a predicted model, not a curated record. The transcript has a single exon. NCBI's taxonomy places the organism in Eukaryota, Viridiplantae, Streptophyta, Magnoliopsida, Proteales, Proteaceae. The coding region runs from base 10 to 2433 and encodes 807 amino acids. Gene Ontology annotation, molecular function: ATP binding; protein serine/threonine kinase activity. Gene Ontology annotation, biological process: protein phosphorylation; recognition of pollen.